AUGAGACUAAAGACUAAGGUGGAGCCAGAGAACUACCUUCUCGAUGAUGAGAGACACGGCAUUCACCUCGACGUGAAGAGCAACGCUAAGCAAGGGUGGCCUUCCCCGAAUCUCUCGCAGACCACUCGCAACUCCGACACCCACCUUCCUGAACCACGACAUGAUCUACUGGAAGGCCUGAGGUGUGUGACGGUACUGCUGGGGCUGCUGCCGGGACGUGGCGCUGAGGUCAGGGUGUCCUGCUGGGCCAGAGCAAGAUUCUGUUGCACCCUUGUCGCGGUGGUAAUAGUUGCCACCCCUUUCAUCAUUGUCGAGGGUUACUUGUGGCCGAAGGAUGCGGUGAGGACAAAGGGCGAGGCCAUCGUGAGCACGGUGAUGAUGAUCUCCUUCGCCUUCUGCCUCACGCUCACCGGCUGGUUCAUCACAGCUUCCUUCUGGGCCCGUCAAGGCUCCAUCGUAGCUCUCUUCCAGCAGUGUAGCCAACUGCAUCCCACCAGUCCCAGCGUGUGGCCGCACAUCGCCAGAGUCAUGUUUCUCGUGGCUCCGCACUUGAUUAACUACUUGUUGUACUCCACGUGGUACAACGUCUUCAGGAUUGGCCCCAACACUCCCCACGGGACGUUCUUGGUGUUCCUGGUAUCCUACGUGUGGCUGCACGUGCUGCAGGUCAUGCCCUUAGCCUACUUCUUGUUCUUUGGUCAGCUCAUUCUGGAUUCUCUAGCAGCCAACAACCAAGACCUCACCCGCGCCCUGCAGGAGGCGGCCGGCGAGGCGCCCCUGCUUCAGAUCCACCAGCGGACGCUGACGCUGAGGCGGCUAUACGGCGAACUGGAGCGGGUGUUGUCGCUACCUCUGCUAUGGUGCAAAAUAUUCAUCACCUUCAUACUCACCGACAACAUGUAUUUCAUGAUGACCUUCCAGGAAAAACAUGGCAUGAACUUCUACCAGUACUGCUGCUCCGUGUCCAGCGUGCUCACGCUGGUUGGCGUGGGCCUGGCAUGCCGCAUGGCAGACAACAUCAGAGAGCAGGGCGAGGCUCCGGUUGAGAUUCUGACGACCCUAGGAGGCACGAGAGGCGAAGACCACACCCCCUCCCUUACGUGGCCCUCAGUACCGCAUCAGGUGACCAUUUAUCGACUGGCGGAGCGACCCUUGGUUCUAAAAGUUGGCACCCUCUACCCACUCUCCCUCACCAAUCUCCUUAGCUCUCCGCCGUCCUGACGCAGCAGAGAGCAGCGCGCCUAGCCUGACGCCACCUGAGCAGACACCGUAGGCAACUUGAGCUGCAGAACGAUGACGAAGUAGGACACAACAGCGC
This is a messenger RNA of Portunus trituberculatus (swimming crab), 1318 nucleotides long. RefSeq lists its product as uncharacterized. Gene Ontology annotation, cellular component: membrane. Bases 1 to 1221 code for a protein of 406 amino acids. The transcript has 5 exons. Gene Ontology annotation, biological process: sensory perception of taste. NCBI's taxonomy places the organism in Eukaryota, Metazoa, Arthropoda, Malacostraca, Decapoda, Portunidae. The record is from RefSeq and is a predicted model, not a curated record.